Molecule: messenger RNA, 3015 nt
Organism: Mustela lutreola (European mink)
Lineage: Eukaryota; Metazoa; Chordata; Mammalia; Carnivora; Mustelidae
Gene: TSTD2
Product: thiosulfate sulfurtransferase like domain containing 2
Exons: 10
Coding region: 205-1788 (527 amino acids)
Source: RefSeq, a predicted model, not a curated record
CGAAGACUUCCGGGGCGAGGUGACGUCUCCAGGGUUCCUUCCUCCGUGAACUCCAGGUCGGGGACAGGUGGAAGGUCUUGGGACGGGGAGCAGUGAAUAUUGCUAGGCGGACACGGCUCGAUGAAGAGAGAUCUAAGAAAGGACCGGGACUGGCGGGAGAAAGUGAAUUGAAAGGAACCUGCCCUACGACUGCAAUCAAACCAGAUGCCUUCUUUCACUUCACCAGACCAAGGAGAUGACCUGGAGGCCUGUGUUUUAAGAUUUUCCGACCUAGAUUUAAAAGACACAAGGCUUAUCAAUCCCAGUAGCAGUCUCAAAGCAGAGUUAGAUGUCAGUACAAAGAAGAAAUACCCAUAUGCCAAGAAAAAGGCAUUUGCCCUUUUCGUCAAAACCAAAGAAGUUCCAGCAUGUCCUCUUGAAUGUAAAGAAAAAUGGUGGCGAUGCUGUCAGCAACUCUUCAGAGACCAGAUCAGCAUCCACAGACACGUGGCAACACAGCAUGCUGAUGAGAUUCGCUACCAGACUGCUUCUGUGUUACAGCAGCUGGCUGUGACAUUGAAUACCUCAAAGGGCCUUAAGUCUGAGGACAAUAGGAUCCCUCUACAAGAGGACUUCUCCUGUAAUCCUGAUGUGUCUAUCUGGCUUCCUGAUAUAAGCUGCUUUAGCCCUGAUGAGUUGAUAAGCGGCCAGGGCAGUGAUGGAGGAGAGGUGCUGCUUUAUUACUGCUACCGUGACCUGGAGGACCCCCACUGGGUGUGUGCCUGGCAGACAGCUCUGUGUCAGCUCCUGUCCCUCACGGGCAAGGUUCGAAUUGCUACAGAAGGAAUCAAUGGGACAGUUGGUGGAAGCAAACUCGCCACCAGACUCUAUGUGGAAGUCAUGCUUUCCUGCCCAUUGUUUAAGGAUUUUAUGUGUAAGGAUGAUUUUAAGACCAGCAAAGGAGGGGCUUGCUGUUUUCCAGAAUUGCGUGUUGGUGUAUUUGAAGAAAUUGUGCCCAUGGGGAUCAGUCCCAAUAAGAUCUCCUACAAGAAGCCUGGAAUCCAUUUAUCCCCAGGUGAAUUUCAUAAAGAAGUAGAAAAAUUUUUGUCUCAGGCAAAUGAAGAACAAAGUGGUACUAUCUUACUGGACUGCAGAAACUUUUAUGAAAGCAAAAUAGGACGAUUCCAGGGCUGCUUAGCCCCAGACAUCAGGAAAUUCAGUUACUUCCCUAGCUACAUUGACAAAAAUCUGGAACUUUUCCAAGGGAAGAAGGUGCUGAUGUACUGCACUGGGGGCAUCCGGUGUGAGCGGGGUUCAGCCUACCUCAAGGCCAAGGGCGUGUGCCAGGAAGUGUUCCAGCUCAAAGGGGGCAUCCACAAGUACCUGGAGGAGUUUCCCGAUGGUUUCUACAAAGGGAAGCUGUUUGUUUUUGAUGAGCGCUAUGCCUUAUCCUACAACAGUGAUACAGUGUCAGAAUGUUCAUACUGUGGAGUCCCAUGGGACCAGUAUAAACUCUGCUCAACUCCCCAGUGCCGCCAGCUCAUCUUGACCUGCCCUGCUUGCCAACAACAAGGAUUCACAGCCUGUUGUGUCACAUGUCAAGACAAAGGGAGGAGGUUGGCUUUGAGUCCCACCCAGAACAGCUUUAAAGAGGAAUGUGAGUGUACUGCCCGACGGCCACGCAUACCCAGCGAGCUGCCACGGCAGGUGCGGCUCCCCAUGAGCCCCGAGCUGAAGCCAGAUAUUGGUGAGGAUGGGCCACGCAUAUGUGAGGAGAAGCAGCACUUCCCCAGGCCUGCACAAAGCUAGUUCACAGUGACCACACAUUGGAAAAUAUCAGAGCUGCAGCAGCAAAAAAACUUGAACUUGAAUGCUGGUUUUGCCAGCAUCAUAAACUGGAUACCAUAUUGGCCACCUAAGCUUCAGAGGGGCCGGGAAGAGGGGGUAGGGUGCUGACCACUUACCUGAGACAUUUGACUCAGAAGAUGCCCGAACACAGGAAAAGGUGAGCUGUGUAGGAUCCCAGCGCUGUUGGGGGAGAGAGCCUUGAGCCUGGUGACCAGGUCAUGCCCUUUCUGUGCCAUGCAGCAGGCUGGUAAUAGUUACUUGUCUCGUCAGCAGACCGGUUGAUCCUGGUGGCAAAAGCAUGAAAGCUAUGUCCUUGGAGGGGGACUCCUUGGAAGCAGGCCAUUCCUGCUACCUACCAUCACCUACCAUCCGCUCCUACCCUCAUCCCUAAAUCAGGAUCUGCAGAAUAGAACAUUUGACUGGCCUUCUGGUUUUGGUAAAUAGUUUUAGUGGAAUAGCCACACCCAUUGAUUUGCAUAUGAUCUGUGGCAAAAUUAAGUAGUUACAACAGAGACCAUAUGGUCUGCAAAGCCAAAAACGUUUGCGAUCUGGCCCCUUUAUGGAAAAAAAUAGCCAUCCCCUGGUCAAAACCCAACAGCUCACCUGAUGGAGCAGAUGAUCUGAAAGGUUGCCCACCUUCAUUGUUUUGAUUCGAUUUCUGUGAGUGAUCUCCCCCUAAGAGUCCCUGUUUCCCCUCCAGUACCCACACUCUUGGCUUUUAAGUACAGUCUUUGAGAGAUUCAUAUUAGCUUGAGGACCCUGAUGUUUGGGCAGUUUGGACGUGAACGUGCCGGGAUAUAAACACAUUCGGAGUGAGGCCAUUCGGCACUGCUGGGGUAGUCUCCCGGCCUCUGGCCAAUGUGUCAGGCGCAUGUCCAUGUCACACGAGCCACAGGAAACACAUACACGACCAUCCAUAGACCAACAGAUUUAAUAUUAUAUUGCAGUUUCCAGUGAUGCAGAAUGCAGCCACAGUUGUGUUUCAAGAAGCCUAGUGGGGCUGGCCAUCCCAGCAGCGUGGUGCCACUCCCGGCCCGCCCGUAGCCUCAGUAGACACUCUUCCAUCUCGGGGAGGCCCUGGCUGCACCUCCGGUUACCCUGCACUGGCCGCGUCAUUACAGUUCAGUGUGCGAGACUUUUCCUUCCUCGUCAAAAGCCUCUGCUCAGUGCUCUGCAGCUUGGUUUACG